Nycticebus coucang (slow loris) is the source of this 2558-nucleotide messenger RNA. RefSeq names its product ADP-ribosyltransferase 1 (gene ART1). The transcript is spliced from 6 exons. Gene Ontology annotation, molecular function: NAD+-protein-arginine ADP-ribosyltransferase activity; NAD+ poly-ADP-ribosyltransferase activity. Bases 174 to 1187 code for a protein of 337 amino acids. The record is from RefSeq and is a predicted model, not a curated record. Lineage: Eukaryota; Metazoa; Chordata; Mammalia; Primates; Lorisidae.
AGGGGAGGUACUUGGGGUAGGGAUUGAGGAUUGAAAGUAUGAGAGAGAAAUCUGUCCUGCCACUCUGGUGACCAUUGUGGAGAUCCACACCAGCUUCCCCACCUUCGACGAGACUUAGAUGAGAAAACUGAAACCCAAAAAGAGACAGCACCUUUCCCAGGGUCACCUCCAACAUGCAGAUUCCUGCUGUGAUAUCUUUGUUCCUUGUGUCCAUGGGCCUUAUGGAAGCACUUCAGCCCCCUCAGGCCCAGAGCUACCCCAUCAUACGAAGAGAACUCUUCUCUCAAGAAAUGCCCCUGGACAUGGCCCUGGCCUCCUUUGAUGACCAGUAUGCUGGCUGUGCUGCAGCCAUGACAGCUGCUCUACCGGAUCUGAACCACACAGAGUUCCAGGCCAACAGAGUGUAUGCAGAUGGCUGGGCACUGGCAAGCAGCCACUGGCAGGAGCGCCGGGCCUGGGGACCAGAGUGGAACCUCAGCCCUACACCUCUGCCCCCACCACCCCCAGGCUUCCGCGAUGAGCAUGGAGUGGCCCUCCUGGCCUACACAGCCAACAGCCCCCUGCACAAGGAGUUUAACACAGCUGUGCGUGAAGCAGGCCGCUCGCGGGCCCACUACCUCCAUCACUUCUCCUUCAAGACGCUCCAUUUCCUGCUGACUGAGGCCCUGCAGCUGCUGGGCAGAAACCAGCAUCUGCCCCGGUGCCGCCAGGUGUUCCGGGGGGUACAUGGCCUGCGUUUCCGGCCAGCAGGGCCUGGAGCCACUGUAAGGCUGGGGGGCUUUGCUUCCGCAUCCCUGCAGAAUGUUGCAGCCCAGCAUUUUGGUGAGGACACCUUCUUUGGCAUCUGGACCUGCCUUGGAGCCCCUAUCAAAGGCUACUCCUUCUUCCCUGGAGAGGAAGAGGUGCUGAUUCCCCCCUUCGAGACUUUCCAGGUGAUCAAUGCCAGCAGACCCACCCAGGGCCCUGCCCGCAUCUACCUCCGGGCCCUGGGCAAGCACAGCACAUACAACUGCGAGUAUAUCAAAGCUCCAGCAGACACAUACAAACACCAGCAGGCGAGGAGGAUCCAGUCACGCAGCCCCCACCUUCCAUCCAAGGGGAGAUAUAACCUUCUGAAGAUAAGAAGUGCAAGUCUGGACCCUGUCAUCUGGAUAAUUCAGCAAUGGGCCAGGGCUCCUUCUCUGUAGCCUGGUCCCUGCCACUGCUACUCUGGUUCCUCGUGGUGAGGGCCUUUCCAGAGAAUCCAGGCCUCCUCUGACCCAUCUGACACUGAACAGCCCUGCCUGCUGCUGCCUGCCCUUAGGAUAUUGGUCAUGUGUGUGCUUUAAGUGUAGCAAAUUUCUCAGGCAAAUGUACCUGCAGGGAACUCUGGGACCUUUCCUAGAGCUGCUGUGGAGAAACAGGAAAGAAUUUUGGGACUGAACCUUACCCUCUGAAUAGAGUGAGGGGACUCCAGGACAGGCAACAUCUCGCUUGGAGACAGAAGUGACUUCAGCUCAUUUGGCGGGUAAUGGAAGGAGGAAAGCAUUUGGUCAUGGUACUUGCUGGUUUUACUCAAAUGCCUCACAUGUCCACUUGGAAAGCUCCUAUUCACUCUUCCAGGAGCCUUCUUGACCUCCCAUGGGGCUGAGUUAGGUGCCUCUGUGCUCCCCAGGUCCUAGAUGUCCUCGUGUCUAUGUCUGUCUGCCAUGUCAUACUGUGGGCUUCCUGGGGGCAGGGACUAAGGUCUGAGGCACAUAAGUAGCGCCAAGAAACGUGUGAAAGUCAGAAAUGAACAAAUACCUGGGAAUGCUUCUUCUGUGCAUUGCCUCUACUUUGGGUGCCAUCAAGCUCUGAAUUCCUGCAUGUGGGAACAGGGUGGACUUUACCUAACUCCAGAGCACAGAAAGCAGGGGAGAGAGAGAAUAGAGAGUUCUGGGCCCUCUACCAGGUUCUCAGUCAAAUCCCAUUCAUUUUCUUGUCAGAAAAGAUGUAAUUUCAGUUCUAAUCCAUGAACCCUAAGUUCUUCUCUCUAGAAAGACUGACCUGGAUCUCCAACUUCUAUCACCAGGCGCCCCAAGGGCAAAACAGUACACCAAGGGGCUGCUAGCCACACACUUCCUUUAUUAUGAGUUGGGGUUUUUUGGCCAAAGGUCUACAUAGCCACUUGCUCUGAAAACUAGACUAAGAAGCCCCUUUCCUGAGUCCCUAGGCAGAGAUCGGCAAGACCAGGUCCCUACAACAGGAAGACAGGAAAUAUGACAGUUCUGUUUCUUAUAUAAUGAUCAACACUCUCCCUACUAAGAGCUCUAACACCCAGCGUGGACAUUUAAAUCCAUGUUUCCAGGACUGUACUUUAUUUUUGGUUUUGUUUUUGUGACAGUCUUACUCUGUUGCCCAGGCUAGAGUGCCAUGGUGUCAGCCUAGCUUACAAUGACCUUAAGCUUCUGGGUUCAAAUGAUCCUCCUGCUCAGCCUCCUGAGUAGCUGGGACUACAGGGAUCCAGCACAAAACCAGCUAAUUUUUCUAUUUUUUUUGCAGUUUUUGGCUGGGGCUGGAUUUGAACCCGCCACCUCCAG